This is a messenger RNA of Sphaerodactylus townsendi, 3365 nucleotides long. It is a transcript of the gene GLYCTK, whose product is annotated as glycerate kinase. The coding region runs from base 562 to 2073 and encodes 503 amino acids. Gene Ontology annotation, molecular function: glycerate kinase activity. NCBI's taxonomy places the organism in Eukaryota, Metazoa, Chordata, Lepidosauria, Squamata, Sphaerodactylidae. Gene Ontology annotation, biological process: protein phosphorylation. Gene Ontology annotation, cellular component: cytoplasm. The record is from RefSeq and is a predicted model, not a curated record. The transcript has 7 exons.
GAUGCAUGACGGGAUAGGACGGGAGCGCGAGAAUGGAGAGCAAUGGCUUGUGGGAUGUGGCGCGUAGGCUCUCUAGGCGGGGGCGUUCGCCCGCGCGCGUUCUCCAAUUUCCGCGUCAGAGGACUGCAGAGCGGGAACGUUGCUCUGCGUAGAAGCGCCCAAUGCCUGGAGGCUGCAGCUCUUCCCGCUCUGUCCCUUGUGCCUCCCCAGGGUGUAGUGAACGAAUCGGAAUCCGUGGAAGGUAUUUUUAUUUUGGUCCAGUUUCAAUACUAGAAAUGAGCCAGGCUGGAAAUGAAAAUGCCGGAAGAAGCAGAGUAUUGUAAGAUUGGCUGGACUAGAAGACCUCUGGACUUUCUUAGGAGACGAGGAAGCUGGCAUUAAUGUUGUUAGAGGCUGAGGCAAGAAAACACUUUGGGAUGGAGGCAGAGUUUCUGUCGGACAGGUUUACCAUUGCAGGCUAACACUAAAACCAUGGUCUCUGCCUGGUAGAGUUUACCUGGAGUUUGCAGGGCUUGCUGGCAACCAGCCUUUCACUCUGCUAGUGGGGCAGCUCCUCUCAACAUGGCCAUCAUGGAACAUGGGCUACACCUCUUCCGCAGCGCUGUUGACACCGUCCUUCCGGGUCCCAUGUUGAAGAAGGCCCUGGUACUGGAGACAGGCAGACACCCCAGGCUUGUGGUCCACGGUCUGCCUUUUGAUCUGAGGAGGAACUUGUAUCUGGUUGGCUUCGGGAAGGCUGUUCUGGGCAUGGCAGCGGUGGCAGAAAGCAUAGUUGGUAACCACCUUGCUAGAGGAAUACUUAGUGUUCCUCAAGGCAUUCAGGCAACUCUGCAGGAGAAAGGAAUGAGGGAGAUGUUGCUGAAGCCCCAGAGUCGCAUUCAGGUCAUGGAAGGAGCGAAGCACAACCUUCCCGACAGAGAAUCUCUGAAAGCAGCUAGCGCCAUCCGGGAACUGGCUGAGGGCCUGACAGCAGAGGACCUUCUUCUAGUGUUGAUCUCAGGAGGGGGGUCUGCACUUUUGCCUGCACCGGCCCCACCAGUCACCCUUGAAGAAAAGGAGACUGUUACCAAGCUCCUAGCUUCAAAAGGAGCCACUAUUCAGGAGCUUAACACCAUUCGGAAAUCACUGUCUGUGUUAAAAGGUGGAGGGCUGGCACGGGCUGCCUUCCCAGCGCAGGUGGUGAGCCUCAUCCUCUCUGAUAUCAUUGGGGAUCCUGUGGACCUCAUAGCCAGCGGCCCCACCGUCAUCAGUCCUCCCAACAUCCAGGACUGUUUCCAGAUACUGGCCAAGUAUGAUCUGAUUAACGUCAUGCCGGAAUCAGUGCAUACAGUACUCUCUCACCUGGCCACAGAGCAUGUCCCUCCCACAGACUCUGUCCAUGUCCACAAUGUCAUCAUUGGCUCCAACAGACUUGCUUUAGAGGAAGCCAAGCGCCAAGCAGAGAAUCUGGGCUACCUGACUCUGGUUCUGAGUGACGCAGUGUGUGGGGAGGUCAGCACUGUUGCCUGCCUCUACAGUCUGUUCAUUCAGCUCGUUUGCUUGAGAGCCACUGGAAAUGACCUUUUAAAGGGCAAGGUGGGAGAAGCUCUCUCAAAUCUUGCAAAAGAGCUAGAGAUUCCAGGCUUGAAUCUGGUGGAUACUUUAAAUAUUUUGCAAGGAUCCCAAGCAGAAAUACCUGUUUGCCUUCUGGCUGGUGGGGAGACCACAGUGCAGCUGGCAGGAAGUGGGAAAGGUGGGAGGAACCAAGAACUGGCCCUGCGAGUGGCCCUGGAGCUGCACAGGGCAAAGUCAUCUGGGCACGGCAGCUCCCUUGACAAGUACCAAGCUCUGUUCCUGAGCGGCGCCACUGAUGGACAAGACGGGCCGACGGAGGCAGCUGGAGCUUUCUCUAGCCAGGAGCUGGUGGGCGAGGCUGAGCAGGCUGGUUUCAAUGUGGAGGCUUUUUUGAUAAAUAACGACUCGUACACCUUCUUCAGCAGCUUCCAAAGCGGGAGUCACCUUCUGCUGACAGGCCUGACAGGCACAAACGUCAUGGACAUUCACACUGUCUUAAUCAGAGCCAAAGGUGGUUAGUGAUGGUAGCCGAGAACUAAGAGGAGGGAGGAGAAUCAAAAUUACGACUGCACACAAUAAGGAAUGCUACCCUCCAGACUGGUAACAUCAAGGACUUAAAGGAAGGCUUCCUAAUUAGCAGAUGUUCCAUUCUCUCUAAUUUGACUGAGACAAAAGGUAACUCCAGCAAAAGCAUCCUGGAUGUCAGGGCUGCUGAAUCACCUCCCUGCCUUAGUACCAAAAUGCAUGUUAGAGUAGCAGAAAUGGCUGUAAUUUUAAGCAUAUCCUGACCUGCUAGCUUGGUAAGAAUGGGAUCACACUGUAAUAUUUAAAAGCUGUAGCACUUCAGAGAUGAGCAUGUUCAUUGGGACAUGAGCUUUCCUAGGCAAGAGCCUGCUUCAGCAGAUGUGAGAAUUCAGAGGUCACCUGAAUUCAUCUGUACCUGCUGCGGGACUUCAGGGUUUUACUGCCACCCAUCAAGCAGAUAUGUUUUCAAUGGGACUCUUUGUGUUUCCAUCCAAGAUUUGGCUUGUUGCUCUUUCUAUCCAUAAGGGCAACAAAGGCACUCUGGUCAUACCAGAAAAACAACUUUCCUUUAAGGUGUUCACUCCUCUGCUCCUGUCCAGUUAACGUGUACUGAGGAAAAAAAUUGUGGCUUGUGGAGUCAGAAGCAUUCAGACCUCUUUUCACAUCUGUUUGUCAAACAAGGAUGAUUGCAGUAGCAAAUGUUCAACUUUUGAUCCUGCAGGGCACAAUCCAGGAUUCUUCCCACCCCAAGAAAGAAAUCUGAGAAAUCCAGUUGCUAGAAAAAGGUAAUAAAAAUGAAGUCAGAAUUACCUUACUGGCUGCAUUGGGCCUGUUUGAAAGUGUGGAAAAUGUGUAAGCUUGCUUUGGAUGUUAAUUUUGGUUUUCUUUUUGAAUAUAUGUUGAUGGUGCCAUAUUGUAAUAUAAUCCAUAUAAUAAUAUAAUAACAGGAUCAGCUUGUCUUUGGAUCCCUGUGGGAACUAUAUAAAUUUACAUCUGUUUAAAUCUAUUGUAAGCCAAACCCCUCCAGACACUCACAGCUAAGUGUUAAUCAUUCUCUGUUGGAAAAAACUGCUUUCUGUCUUCCUCCUCACAAUGACUCAUAGGUAAACUUUUGUCCAAUAUUAAAUGUAAAAGCAAAAUUUCCUGAUUUGUUGUAAAUCACAUGACCUUGUGAGAUCAUUAUACUCCAGGAAAACAUAUAGCCGUGGCUUCCUUUUUUUGUCCACACUUUUUGCACAUUUGAGCCCCUCUGGCAGUGAGUAAAAAUCUUCUGCAACUGAAAAAAA